This is a messenger RNA of Aspergillus costaricaensis CBS 115574, 1366 nucleotides long. Its product is annotated as putative mitochondrial carrier protein (Rim2). Gene Ontology annotation, molecular function: pyrimidine nucleotide transmembrane transporter activity. Bases 108 to 1157 code for a protein of 349 amino acids. Gene Ontology annotation, biological process: pyrimidine nucleotide import into mitochondrion. Gene Ontology annotation, cellular component: mitochondrion. Lineage: Eukaryota; Fungi; Ascomycota; Eurotiomycetes; Eurotiales; Aspergillaceae. The transcript is spliced from 4 exons. The record is from RefSeq and is a predicted model, not a curated record.
CUCUUCUGCACUCUCCGAUCUCUCCUCUGGCCCCUGGAGUCUUCCGUUACUCAAGUGCCGCUGAGCAGAUUGGAAGAUAUCUUAUUGUUUCAUUAACCUCCGGCAAGAUGCAGCCUGUUGCUCACCAGUCGGGAGGCGCGUCUGGAGAUCCGCUCCCGCCGUCACUGCCGACGGAGGCAAUCGAAGAGAAGGCCAGCGUGUCUAGCUUGGGAUCAUGGAACCAUUUGAUUGCUGGCGCUACCGGUGGAAUGGUCACUGCUAUUGUUACGAGUCCUCUUGACGUUCUCCGCACGCGUUUACAAACCGACUAUUACCAGACGUCAGGCGCGAACCGCUCGAUUCCCACACACGCGCACGUUCGUCAGUCGUUCGUUAAGACUUCUAUCCGCCAUUUCCGGGAGACAUUCGGCAUUCUUUUCUCAAUCCAUCGUGUUGAAGGCUGGCGGGGUAUGUUCAAGGGACUUGGACCCAGCUUGACGGGUGUUGUUCCGGCCAGUGCGGUGAAGUUCUACACAUAUGGCAACUGCAAACGUCUGCUGCCAGAAAUCUUGGGGUGCGACAAGGAUACCACGCUUGUGCAUGCCAUGUCUGCAGCAUGCGCUGGAAUCGCUACUGGAUCGGCCACCAACCCCAUUUGGGUGGUAAAAACUCGUCUUCAGUUGGAUAAGGCCGGUGCUCGCCGGUACAAGAACAGUCUGGAUUGCACCAAGCAGAUUCUGCAACAUGAAGGACCUAAGGGUCUCUACCGAGGUCUGACGGCCAGCUACCUGGGCACAAUCGAAACCACACUGCAUCUGGCCAUGUACGAGCGAAUUAAGGGACUCAUCUCUAAGGAGGUCAAUCUGGAUAAGAACUCGGAUUCGAACAAGUUUGUGCAGGGCCUUGCUCUGAGUGGAGCGUCGGGAUUGUCGAAGCUGUUUGCUUGUUUGAUCGCGUAUCCUCAUGAGGUUAUCCGUACUCGACUUCGACAGGCUCCGAUGGCGGACGGUCGCCAGAAGUAUACGAGCAUCCUCCAGUGCGCGCGGUUGAUCUUGAAGGAAGAGGGAGUGAUCGCGCUGUAUGGAGGAUUGACGGCACACCUGCUCCGCACGGUGCCGUCGGCCGCGAUCACCAUCGGGACCUACGAGCUGGUUCUCAAGGUCCUUGAGGGACGUUAAAAGGAUGUGACGGGCGGCGGCAAGACCCCGCGACUUCCCUUCUCAUGUAUUAUAGACUGUACGAUAAAAGUGGCACAUAGAUACCCUGUAAUAAUGAUGUGAACAGCAGCGACUGCAAUAGGGUCUCGUUUGGCGACAUGGAGUUUGCAUCUCGAUCAGGGAGCUUUGCAUCAUCUGGAACUUGCUUUUCCGGUGACUUUAUCUUAGCG